Gastrolobium bilobum is the source of this 1893-nucleotide messenger RNA. Its product is annotated as polyadenylate-binding protein 7. The transcript is spliced from 10 exons. Gene Ontology annotation, molecular function: RNA binding. Gene Ontology annotation, cellular component: ribonucleoprotein complex. Bases 1 to 1893 code for a protein of 630 amino acids. The record is from RefSeq and is a predicted model, not a curated record. NCBI's taxonomy places the organism in Eukaryota, Viridiplantae, Streptophyta, Magnoliopsida, Fabales, Fabaceae.
AUGGCGGUUUCUACGACGGUCGCCGCCGCUUCGGCGUCUCUUUACGUCGGCGACCUCCACCCCGACGUCACCGAAGGCCAGCUGAAGGACGCGUUCUCCGAUUGCAUUGGCCGUGAUUCCGUUCGCCUUUGCAAGGACACGGCAACCGGCAGGUCCCUCUGUUAUGGCUAUGUCAACUUCGUUUCUCAUCAAGACGCGAUUCGUGCAAUCGAGUUGAAGAAUAAUUCUAUGCUGAAUGGAAAAGCGAUGAGGGUCAUGUGGUCGCGUCGUGAUCCUGAUGCAAGGAAAAGUAACAUAGGGAACGUGUUUGUCAAGAACUUAGCUGAAUCAAUACACAAUGCGGCACUACAAGAUUUAUUUAAAAAAUAUGGGAAUAUUGUGUCCAGCAAAGUUGUCAUCUCUGAGGAUGGGAAGAGCAAAGGAUAUGGCUUUGUUCAAUUUGAAUCAGAGGAAUCUGCAAAUACUGCCAUCGAGAAGCUGAAUGGCUCUACUAUUGGUGAUAAGCAGAUAUAUGUUGGCAAGUUUGUCAAAAAGUGUGACCGCAUAUUGCCUGGCCCUGAUGCCAGAUAUACAAACUUGUACGUGAAGAAUUUGGACCCAGAUAUUACAGAAGCACUUCUGCAGGAAAAGUUUUCCCCUUUUGGCAAAAUUGUUAGCUUGGCUAUUGCAAAGGACAACAACGGGAUGUCAAAGGGUUUUGGCUUCGUGAACUAUGACAACCCAGAUGAUGCUAAAAGGGCGAUGGAAGCAACAAGUGGAUCACAAUUUGGUUCAAAGAUUCUGUAUGUAGCCAGGGCACAAAAGAAGGCUGAGCGUGAGCAGAUCUUGCACCAUCAAUUUGAGGAGAAACGUAAGGAACAAAUCUUGAAAUAUAAGGGAUCAAACGUUUAUGUGAAGAACAUUGAUGACAAUGUUAGUGAUGAAGAAAUGCGAGAUCAUUUUAGUGCAUGUGGCACAAUUACUUCUGCAAAAAUUAUGCGAGAUGACAAAGGGAUAAGCAAAGGGUUUGGUUUUGUCUGCUUCUCCACUCCUGAGGAGGCCAAUAAAGCUGUGAACACUUUUCAUGGAUUCAUGUUUCAUCGCAAACCACUAUAUGUUGCUCUUGCUCAGAGGAAAGAGGAUAGGCAAGCACAGUUGCAGCUCCAGUACGCACAGCAAAUAGCAGGACUAUCUGGACCUUCAACUACCAUUAUCCCUGGUGGAUAUCCUCCUUACUACUAUGCAGCUACUGGUGUUGUUUCACAUGGGCCUCCUCGUGCUGGGCUGAUGUAUCAACCUCUGGCAAUGAGGACGGGAUGGAGGGCUAAUGGCUUUGCACCUCCUGCUAGACCAUUUCAACAAUCACCAGCUCCUGUUGUUUCUAACAAUACAAGGCAGCAUAGGCAAAACCGGGGCAGGAUGAAUGGGCAUACAAUUUCUCAGGGAAAUAAUCAUUCUGGUACCCAGCAGAAUUCUCAGUCAGUGAUCUCGUCAAGAGAGUCAAAUACUCAGCAGCGAACAGGACAGGCUAAGUACGUACCUAGUGGACGCCUACGUGAGAUGGAAAAAGGAUCUGGAUUCUCAUCUGCUGGUUCUAACUCUGGUGGUGGAUCCCAGGGAUUAGAAAUGCUGCAUAGCAUGCUUGCUUCUGCUACUCCUCAGCUUCAGAAAGAUAUACUCGGCGAGCAUAUUUACUUGAUUGUAGAGAAACUCAAGCCUAGCCUAUCAAGAAAGAUUACAGGGAUGCUUUUGGAGAUGGACAAUGACGAAUUGCUGGUUCUCCUGGAAUCACCCGAGUCUCUUUCUGCUAAGGUGGAAGAAGCUGUGCAAGUGCUCAAGAACUCAAAGACAAAAGUUUCUGGCCAGGAUGUACUUCAUUCAAAUUACCUUUCAGCUGGUGUAGCAGUGAGCUGA